Messenger RNA from Arabidopsis lyrata subsp. lyrata, 375 nucleotides. RefSeq lists its product as uncharacterized. The transcript has 2 exons. Lineage: Eukaryota; Viridiplantae; Streptophyta; Magnoliopsida; Brassicales; Brassicaceae. The record is from RefSeq and is a predicted model, not a curated record. Bases 1 to 345 code for a protein of 114 amino acids.
AUGGAUGAGGCGAUCAACUGCACUAAAUUUCAAUCUGAUCUAAAAAAACUCGAUAGUUUGGUUUUCAGCAGAAUCUCCCCUCGCCAACGUCUUUUCUGCUCCUGGGCGGAACUCCUUUCCUGGAGAAGUCAAGCUUCCCCCACGGCUCCUUCUAUCCUCAGAAAGAAAAUCGCUCAAGUGGUGGUCUACAACAUCAGGCGGCAGCGGAACAAUGCUUUACAUAACUCUCAGCGUUUGUCUCCUCCUCUUGUCUUUAAGCUGAUUGAUCAUGAAGUUCGCAAUAUCAUUUCUGCUAGGAGAAAGCGAAAGUGGUGGCGUGAUCUCAUGCUUCUCUGGAUUCGAUAGUUAUUCUUAUCUUCCCUUUUUUAUUGUAAC